GGCUCUCUCUCUCUCUCUGUGUCUCUCUCAAAAAUUGAUAAAUAAACUUAAAAAAAAUUCUGUACACUUCUCAGGGCUCAUCAAGAUAAGUGUGCUCUUAAUCCCCCUUUUUUUCCCAACUUUUUGUGGAUUUUAAUUGCAUCUAGGAAAUCAAGACUCCUAAUUUUAGUUUAAGUUUUGCUUAUAGAGGUCCCAAAGUCACUGGAAAUGAAAAUGAUUUCAACUAUUGGUUUGGAAGCAAGCUGUAGCAAUUUUAAAAUGCUUAUAGCUUCACACACAUCUGCCUUCUGUUACUCCAGGUGUGCUUUAAUUUCCAUCCUAAAUGAUUCUCCAGCCCUUACUCUUUCUCUCUAGGGUUUCUAAACCUUAUCAACAGUUAGAUUUACAGUGCUCCUUAAUAUCUGCUCUUAUUCGUACGUGGUAUCCUUAGUGAUUGGCUCUAGGAUUUGUUUUCCAGAAUAUCCAGGCUAAAUAAGGCACUUUGCCAACAGAGAGGCCAGUAGGGAUCCCCAAGGACCAGAACAAACAGCAUAAAUCUGCCUUUUAUUCUGGUCAUCAGCAGAUCUUCCCCAUACCUUCAGUAAAUGAAUGCUUUGCUGCUCCCAGUCCCACUGUGACUAGACUCACAACCAUCUACAGGUACUACUUACUCUAGGAAAAGAGAGGAAAAGGAGGGAAAAGAGUAGAAAAUCCUGGGAUGCAAGGUCAUGGAGGGAAAAAGAGAUUCUCUUUUAAUCCACAUACUACCAUCACCAGCCCUUGUAAGGCCAUGGUUGGAAUCUACAAUCUUUAGGAUACCCAGUGACACUCUUCAGAAAAUAAGUAUAUUUCUAAUUUUUAUGUCUAAAUUGGUGGUGUCUUUACUUAUGAUUAAUGUUGAUAUAGUUGUUCCUGGCAACUGUUCAUGAUUGCUCAGACAGAACUUUACCAUGUUGUUAAAACUCUGUAAUGUCCUAAUGUCCCCAUCACAUGGAGAAAUUUUAUCUACAUUAUUCUUCAUGGUUCAUAAUUCAAUUUCUACCUGAAAACUCCAAUUGAUAGUGAGCUUCUGGUGUCACAGGACUGUCUUUUCUAUUUGAAUUUGUGAUAGGAUCAUUCCCCCUAUUGGACUAAAAUGCACCUUUAAAAAUUUUUUAACAUCCUUUAUUUGGCCAGAUAUCUAUUUCUGGUGACACUAUUUUUUUUUUUUUUUGCUCUUUAGUAUUUGAGGAUAAAGUUAUUUAGGGCCAUCAAAUAUUCCUUUUUAUGGUGUCAAUUAAAGAGUAUUCAUUAUCCUCGUUACAGUUCUUUCCAAGAAACAACCAAAAGAACAUUACUUUCUCCAUAUCUCACUUAAAAUUUGUACUUCUAGAAAAAGAAGAAAAUUUGCAUGUAUAGAAUAUCAAUACACUCAGAAAAUUAUGCCAGGAUCGUUGCAUGUUUUAUACAAUAUUGAUAUUUAAUCAUGGAUUUAAUCCUCACUUCAAGCUUUGAAAGGUAAGCCUCAUCCCAAUUUUGAGAUGAGGAAAUGAGGCUUUGUCUUAAACAGCUUGAUCAAGUCACUUAAGUGGCAGGACUGAGAUUGUAUCCCAGACAUGUGUUUUCUCAAAGGCUUUGCUAUUUUAACUAUUCCAAGUUACCUUCGAGGAGGUCUGACUAUCCUGUGGCUAUCGUGUGCUUUUUGGCAAAUGCAGUUGACACAUGAAAUACUUAGAUCUCAAUUUAUGAUGUAUAAACAUUACAGUGGUAUGUUAGCAGAUAUGCCACUCUUAUUGGGGGCUCUUCAAAAUUUAAAAUUUAUACCUGAGACUGCUUCUCCCUUCUUCAGUGAGAGUAGCCUAGGAUUAUCUCCCUCCACACCUUAAGUAACUGAAGCUUUUGAUCAUUAGUUUAUGCAGUAUAAUUAUGAUUAUCACCAUAAGCUACUGGAAUAUCCAGCAUUUUAGGUGCAAAUGAUGCUGUGAUUUCAAAAUGUCCCUUGUUUCUUUCUCCCUAGGAAUCAGACUGUUAGGAGUUCAGAUUAGGGAUGUCCUCUUGCAACAACUCCAUUCCUCAACCCUUGACAUUUGUCCUGGCUGGAAUUCCUGGCUUGGAAUCUUCCCAUGGCUGGUUCUCUGUGCCUUUUUUCUUGGUAUUUGUCAUUACAAUGAUUGGGAAUGCCGCCAUCUUAUGCAUCAUCUGGGUGGAGAAGAGUCUUCAUGAGCCCAUGUUUCUCCUCCUGGCCAUGCUGUCUGUUGUUGACCUGUCCCUGGUCAGUGUCACUGUGCCCCGCAUGCUAGGGAUCUUCUGGAUGAAUGCCAAAGACAUCAGCUUUAAUGCCUGCCUCGCACAGAUGUUUUUCAUCCCUUCAUUUUAUGUCAUGGAGUCUGGGAUCCUCCUAGCCAUGGCUUUUGACAGAUUUGUGGCUAUCUGGUACCCUCUGAGAUAUACAACCAUCCUUGCUAACAACAUACUUGUGAAGAUGGCUCUGGCUGUCCUGACAAGGGCGGUGGCAGUGCUGACUCCAGCACCCAUCCUGGCAAAAAGACUGGAAAGCUUCCAAACCCACAUCAUCUCUUACUCCUACUGUGCCUACAUGGCUGUGGUACAGAUAGCCUGUGGGGACAUCUCCAACCACAUUGUCUAUGGCCUCAUGGUUAUUGUAACAUCUGUGGGAUUUGAUUUGCUUUUUAUCAUUCUGUCCUAUGGGCUGAUCCUUCAUGCUGUCUUUCGGAUCCCCUCUUGGGAGGCAGGGGGCAAAGCUCUCAGUACAUGUGGCUCCCAUCUUUGUGUCAUAGCUCUCUUUUAUUCUCCUGUUGUCUUCUCUGUCCUGGCCCAGAUUUUAGGCUACCAUAUGGCUCCCUAUAUCCAGAUUAUCAUUGACAACCUCUACUUCCUAGUGCCUCCCAUGGCCAACCCCUUGAUUUAUGGAGCCCGGACUAAGCAAAUGCGGGAGCGGGUACUACGGAUCCUCCGCUGUCAUAGAAACUGAGGAUGAUAUCUGAGGUGGACAGGAUACCUGUGAUAUGGAGCUGGAAAUCUUGUUAGGUUGAAGGUAGAGAUAAUGGUUGCCUGAUUUGAGGCUUCCUGGGCAAAGGAAUAGCAAAGGCAAGAGAAGGAUUUGGUGAGUGUGGGCACAUAAUGGGGGGCAUGUUCUCUCUGUCAGAAUGUAGUUUUUAUGAAACUCUCAUGACCAGAACCUUCCCCAAAUGUUUAUGUAAGUUAUAAAGUAGGAGAUAUUUUGUUGUUAAUUCUAUUAUUUAAUCCCAUCAGAGAACAUAAAUUGUAAUCUCAUUUUUUUCAAAUGAUGUAAAAAAUGAAUUUAGUCAUACAUUCUCAUGAUCUAUGGGCAAAAAUAAGUAUCCAAAUUUUUUGUUGAUUCCAUGAUUUUUCUUCCACACCUAUGUUUUCAGAUAUUAUACCAACAUAAAAUUAUAUAUCAUAAAAAACAAUCCUAAUGGGAAUAAACAUGUAUAAAUAUCUAUGAUCAUGUCUGAGUAAUGAGCUCCUUUUUGGUCUGAAUGGUUUUAAUGCAGAAGAGUCAUCUAUAGAGAGUUACUAUUGGUGUCUAAAUAUGGAACCAAUAUACAGUGGGUUGGACUUGGUAGGUAAGUAUUUUACAAA
Molecule: messenger RNA, 3582 nt
Organism: Felis catus (domestic cat)
Lineage: Eukaryota; Metazoa; Chordata; Mammalia; Carnivora; Felidae
Product: olfactory receptor 52D1-like
Exons: 1
Coding region: 2006-2950 (314 amino acids)
Biological process (GO): G protein-coupled receptor signaling pathway
Cellular component (GO): membrane
Molecular function (GO): olfactory receptor activity; G protein-coupled receptor activity
Source: RefSeq, a predicted model, not a curated record